AUGGUCCUUGACUAUAGAUUUGACGAUCUCAACAUAACUUCCAGGCUUGCCAGAGCUGUGUUACAGCAGAGAGAGCAAAUAGCUCAUGAUAUUUCUCCUCUGAUGAGUAAGCUCCAAAAUCGCAGGUUUAAAUUUGAUCUGGGAUUGAAAGAAAAGGAGCUAUGUCCUCCCAUGCCAGCAUCCAUGCUUUUCUUUGUCAGAGAACUUCCAGGUGCUCGGCUGCCUCUUCCCGGACCGAGCGAAGCGCCCACGUGGCCGCCACCUGCGUCCUCCUUCCCACGGCCCUCGGGAGACCGCGCUUGGUGGCAGCGGACCGCCAGCAGCUCCGAAGGUGACAGUGUGGGAGAUUCCGUCCGUGGGAAACCUUCCGUGGUGUACAGAUUUUUCACAAGUCUCGGACAGGUCUAUCGGGCCUGGCUGGACAAGUCUACUCCAUACACGGUUGUGCGAUGGGUGGUGACGCUGGGCCUGAGCUUCAUCUACAUGAUCCGAGUUUACCUGCUGCCAGGUUGGUACAUCGUGACCUAUGCCUUGGGAAUCCACCAUCUAAAUCUCCUUAUAGCUUUCCUUUCUCCAAAAGUGGAUCCUUCCUUAAUGGAAGAUUCAGACGAUGGCCCCUCGUUACCAACCAAACAGAAUGAGGAGUUCCAGUCCUCUUUUCGAAGGCUCCCAGAGUUUAAAUCCUGGCACACGGUGACCAAGGACAUCCUGGUGGCCAUGGUCUGCACCUUCUUUGAGGCAUUCAAUGUCCCAGUGUUCUGGCCCAUCCUGGUGAUGUACUUCGUCAUGCUCUUCUGUAUCACGAUGAAGAGGCAGAUAGAGCACAUGAUCGAGUACCGGUACAUCCUGUUCACGCACGGCAAGAAGACAUACAAGGGAAAGGAGGACACGGGCAAGACGUUCGCCAGCUAGACGUGGCCACCCUCCGCGGGCCCUGGACGGCCACAAGUUGCUGUGAUGGCGCCUUCUUUCCUCACAUAAAGUAGUUGAUUACAAGGGAGUUAUUUUCUUUUUAAAAAGGAGCUUCAAUUAUUUGUAACUGAGAUAUCAGGCUCUUGAAGAAACUUACAUUUAAACAGAAUCGUGUUGAUUUGUUUUCCAGUGCCGGUCAGGCGACCAGACGCUGGCCUUGCAGGGCGCA
Messenger RNA from Orcinus orca (killer whale), 1141 nucleotides. RefSeq names its product protein RER1-like. NCBI's taxonomy places the organism in Eukaryota, Metazoa, Chordata, Mammalia, Artiodactyla, Delphinidae. Gene Ontology annotation, biological process: retrograde vesicle-mediated transport, Golgi to endoplasmic reticulum; protein retention in ER lumen. The coding region runs from base 1 to 912 and encodes 303 amino acids. Gene Ontology annotation, cellular component: Golgi membrane. The transcript is spliced from 2 exons. The record is from RefSeq and is a predicted model, not a curated record.